UCCUGACGUCACGUCCGGCCGUCUCAUAUGACGUCAGAUAUUUUCACGUGUAGAGACGGGACCACAACAUUAGUUAGUGGUUUAAAUUAUACCUUCUGUACUCUUCAUCACAGUCGUUGUCCUACACACCUACGAGAAUGGCCAGCGGUCGCAGGCCGGAGCACAUGGCUCCUCCAGAGAUGUUCUACAACCAAGAAGAGGCGAAGAAGUACUCCCAGAACUCCAGAAUGAUGGAGAUCCAGAGCCAGAUGUCCGAGCGCGCCGUAGAGCUGUUAAACCUUCCAGAAGGACAGGCCUGCUUUCUGCUGGACGUCGGGUGCGGCUCGGGGCUGAGUGGAGACUUCCUGUCAGAAGAGGGGCACGUGUGGGUUGGAGUGGACAUCAGCACCGCCAUGCUGGACGUGGCCCUGGACCGGGAGGUGGAGGGGGACCUGGUCCUGGGGGACAUGGGGCAGGGCAUGCCCUUCAAAGCCGGCACCUUCGACGGCUGCAUCAGUAUUUCAGCUCUACAGUGGCUCUGCAAUGCAGACAAAAAGUCCCACAGUCCGCCCCGGAGGCUCCAUGUGUUCUUCAGCUCCCUCUACUCCUCUCUGUCUAGGGGGGGGCGAGCGGUCUUCCAGCUCUACCCAGAGAACUCUGAACAGCUGGAGCUUAUCACGUCGCAGGCCAUGAGGGCGGGCUUCAGCGGUGGCAUGGUGGUGGACUACCCCAACAGCAGCAAGGCCAAGAAGUUCUUCCUGUGUCUCUUCGCCGGAGCGUCGGGAGUCCUUCCCAAGGGACUGGGAGGAGAAGCAUCCGACAGGAAUGUUCCGGACCAGGUCCAGUUUUCAGGACAGAGAACGCGCUUCAAGAACCUGAAGGGGCGGUCUCUGAAGAAGGGCAAGGACUGGAUCCUGGACAAGAAGGAGCGCCGAAGGAGACAGGGCCGAGAGGUCAGGGCCGACACCAAGUACACCGCGCGGCAGAGGAGACCUCGCUUCUAGGGCUGAAGGAGGCGGACCCAUCGUCCCGUCUGGAAACACAGUCCGACGCAGGUCGGAACAAACUGGGGGAGAUGUGUGGUGCGAACUCGGUCAACAUCAAUCUUGUUUAUGGAUCGACACAUUGACCGCACAACCACACAACCCGAAAGCUAUAAAGGUGCUUAGCCAAUGUUGUGUGGAAUACAAAAUAAAAUAACAUUUUAGAUGUACAAUUCUAGAGCGGCGCAUUCAAACAUGUAAUUGAGCUUUAUUUGACUUGAUUGAUGUCUGUUUUCUGUUUAAAGGGAGAAGUUAUCCCCAUCUCCUGCAUACAAAUUGUAUUAAAAACAUUUGUUUUCAUCA
Messenger RNA from Gadus macrocephalus (Pacific cod), 1325 nucleotides. It is a transcript of the gene bud23, whose product is annotated as BUD23 rRNA methyltransferase and ribosome maturation factor. Gene Ontology annotation, biological process: rRNA (guanine-N7)-methylation. The transcript has 12 exons. The record is from RefSeq and is a predicted model, not a curated record. Gene Ontology annotation, molecular function: rRNA (guanine) methyltransferase activity. NCBI's taxonomy places the organism in Eukaryota, Metazoa, Chordata, Actinopteri, Gadiformes, Gadidae. Bases 138 to 983 code for a protein of 281 amino acids. Gene Ontology annotation, cellular component: nucleolus.